GAUGUGUCGACCCAACAGAGGAACAGUUCCCGGAUACUUCCUGGCCGGACGUGUCAUGGGCUGGCUGCCGGUGGGUGCAUCACUCUUUGCCAGCAACAUUGGUACGGAACACUUCCUGGGCAUGGCUGGAUCUGGCGCUGCUGCGGGUAUUGGCGUUGGAGCUUAUGAAUUUAAUGCACUGGUACUUUUACAACUGCUGGGCUGGGUAUUUCUGCCUGUGUUUGUUGCCAGUGGGGUGAGCACUCUGCCAGAGUACACAAAAAAGAGGUUUGGUGGACGCAGGAUCCAAAUUUACCUGGCAAUGCUUUCGCUCAUCCUCUACGUUUUCACAAAGAUCUCGGUGAACUUGUAUGCAGGUGCUGUCUUCAUCCAGCAGGCACUAAGAGUGAACAAUAUAUACUUCUCCACCAUUGGUCUCUUAAUAUUGACAGCCCUUUGCACCAUGCUAGGAGGACUUACAGCUGUCAUCUACACGGACACGCUGCAGUUCUUCAUCAUGAUAGGCGGAUCCUUUUACCUUAUGAUUAAAGCUUUCAGUGUUGUGGGGGGAUAUACAGAGCUACAGACCAAGUAUCUUGAAGCAAUUCCAGAGAAACUGAUAGAUAACUCAACCUGUGGACUUCCUCGUGUUGACUCGUGGAGAAUGUUAAGAGAUGCUGAUCCCACUGUCAGUGAUAUGCCUUGGCCUGCCUUCAUACUGGGCCAGAUGCCCGUUUCCAUCUGGUACUGGUGUGCUGACCAGAUGAUGGUACAGCGUGCAAUGGCAGCUCGCAGCCUGUCACAUGCAAAGGGCGGCACCAUUUUUGCUGGAUUCAUUAAACUUUUGCCACUAUUUAUAAUAAUUUUACCAGGUAUGAUAUCCCGUGUGCUGUUCCCCAAUGAGGUGGGUUGUAUUGUUCCUGAAGAGUGCUAUAAGUUCUGUGGCUCAAAAAUAUCAUGCACCAACUCUGCAUACCCUAAACUUGUGUUGGAAUACUUGCCAAGUGGAAUGAGAGGUGUCAUGCUGUCAGUUAUGCUUUCAGCUCUUAUGAGUGAUCUUACAUCCAUCUUUAAUUCUUCUUCUACACUUUUCACAAUGGAUAUUUGGCCAAUUUGUAGGCCCAAAGCCACAGGAAGGGAGAAACUCCUUGUGGGAAGGAUUUUCAUCAUAAUUUUAGCGGUUGUUUCCAUCUUGUGGAUUCCUAUCAUUGAGCGUAAUCAAGGUGGACAGCUGUAUGUCUACAUUCAAGCAAUUGCUGCUUACCUAGCCCCACCAGUUGCUGUCAUCUACUGCUUAGCUAUUACAUGGAAAAGAUUUAAUGAGUCAGGUGCAUUCUGGGGGCUGGUGAUUGGCUUUGUGAUAGGUACAGUACGUAUGGUUUUGGAUUUCUACUUCGGGGAACCGACCUGUUAUGAGGAUGAUUAUAGACCUGUAAUUAUUCAAAAUUUCCACUUUAUGUACUUUGCAACAUUAUUGAUCUGGGUGACAGCAAUUGUAGCAGUUGUUGUCAGUAUUAUCACCGAGCCUCCGGAGAGUUGGAGAUUAAUUAGAACAACUUUCUUCACUCGGUAUGACCGGACUGAACGUCAUGAUGACCUGGAACUUAAAGAGAAGGCCAGGAAUGAACUACUACUGGAUCAACCACAAGAUACAGUUGCUCCUGACAACCUACACUACAUGACACCGUGGUACCUGCGAUUUUUCAAUUGGCUCCUAGGAUUUGAUAAUUCAGAAAAAGCACAGCAACAAGCAAUAGCUAUGAAUGAACACAUCACUCAGCUAACCAACUUGCAUCAAGAACGAUGGGAGAGUUAUCUACUCAACUUCAUGCUGGUGAUCAUCCUUAUUCUCACUUUAGUAUUGUAUACAUUCUUUUCUAUCAAUCCUUUUACUACUGAAGAAGUUUAUGAAAUUCAACGAGAAAAACUCCAUCAGUUAGGGUAUGAGAAUAUAUUGUAACAGAAUUAAAUGUUUUUUUUUUCCAUUAUGUAAAAGCAGUGUUUGUUUGGGGGACAAAAUACUUCCCUUGAUAUCACUAGUGGAAGGGAUGUGUGCAAUAUGUAAGUAGAGAAAUUUCAAACUUAGACCAUCAGGCAAAAAAGGGUCAUCUUGAUUCAGUUUAAUUUUUUAACUUUUUUGUCUGUAUGCCUCAAGAAAUGCUACCAUAAUUAAAAGAAUCCCUAGAUCAAGGAAUAUCCCAAGAUAGAAAUUUGUCAGUGACAUGCAAGUUUUGAAGAAACACUGAGAAAGUGCAACAGAAAACUUUCACUUAAUCAGCCUAAAUUCUUAUGUCUGCGAACUAGUGAAUUUUGAGUGAUGUUAUUGUCGUUCAUCUCUCAAAUCCUGUAUAAAAAAUUUACUUUUUAAAUAGUUUUAAAAUGCAUUGGCCAAAGGCAUUUGAUAAAAUGCCACACAAAUGGCUGACCCAAUAGCUACAAAACUGUAAUGGAAUCACUGGUAAAAUAAAAAAAAAUGGAUCAAAUCCCAGGAAGAAGAUUAAACUUUAAAUACAGAAAAAUGUGACAAGAACACUGG
Messenger RNA from Cherax quadricarinatus, 2515 nucleotides. RefSeq names its product sodium/mannose cotransporter SLC5A10. Gene Ontology annotation, molecular function: D-glucose:sodium symporter activity. The record is from RefSeq and is a predicted model, not a curated record. Gene Ontology annotation, cellular component: plasma membrane. NCBI's taxonomy places the organism in Eukaryota, Metazoa, Arthropoda, Malacostraca, Decapoda, Parastacidae. Gene Ontology annotation, biological process: transmembrane transport.